AUGGUAAUAGUAAUAGAGAAGGGGAAAAAAGAAAACUUGAAAGAUGUAAAUAGAGAAGUUGGGACAUGUUUUUUUAACCACUUAACCUAUUUUCUGGCCACUGGUGCUGUUACAUUAGGAAUUGGUUUCUUUGCUUUAGCAUCAGCUUUGUGGUUUCUAAUUUGCAAACGAAGAGAAAUAUUUCAAAAUCCCGUAUGUAAAGAAGUCGAUGAGAGAUGGAAGCAAAGACCAUCAAAGGCAAAGUUGAAAUCUCAGUCAAAGUGUGUUUUUAUUUCUCGAAAUUUUCAUACAGGAACAUUCCAGUUACAGGAGGAGCAAAGAAAAAAUGAAACAGCACAUUCCAAAGAAACUGAUCACUCUAAAGAUGAAUUUCGUUUUGCAACAAAUAAGGUCAUUAGUGACCCUUCAGAGAUCAGCUCAGCAACCAAUCACAGCAGUGCUACCUUAAGUUUAUCAACACUAACAUCUGAUUCCUGUUACAGUGAAAGUGUAGAAGCUACUGCAGAGUGGUUUUCUGAGGAGUUGUCAUCAAAAAAGAGUUCUCCAGUGCCUUUUGAUAGAGAACCUCUAGUGGAAAAAGUAGCUUCAUACCUGUCAGCCAUUUCAUUAAGUGAAUGUAAGGAAAAUGUAACGAAUACGACACUUUAUGAUGAUCACAAAGACGAUGGCAUUAAGGAAAUAUUUUCACAAAGAAAUACAGAUGUUGAAAUACAAAACCUUCAAGAUAAUAUUGGAUGA
This is a messenger RNA of Sorex araneus (European shrew), 738 nucleotides long. It is a transcript of the gene C5H1orf185, whose product is annotated as chromosome 5 C1orf185 homolog. The record is from RefSeq and is a predicted model, not a curated record. The transcript is spliced from 5 exons. NCBI's taxonomy places the organism in Eukaryota, Metazoa, Chordata, Mammalia, Eulipotyphla, Soricidae. The coding region runs from base 1 to 738 and encodes 245 amino acids.